AUGUCAAUCGGACAGAUCUUUGACGACGUGCAACGAUCCAGCGUCGGUCACAAAUCCCUCAUCAAGCGACUCAAGCGCCUCGAAGGCAUCCCCGAAUUCGAUGAGGAUAUCAAACAAUGCAUAUUCCGCCUGCUGGAAGUCGCCAAAGCAGAGGCGGCAGGCAACAGACUUGUCAAGUUCUUGACACUGUACAUGCAAGACGCAGACGCGUCAAGUCCCACCACGUCCGCCAUCUUGCUUGCAUUGCUACCGUACCUCAGUGCCAAGGACAAAACCGCGCGAUAUCGCGCAACCCAAAUCGUGUCGCAGAUCCUGGGUGUGCUCAGCGCCAUCGACGAUGAGCUCUAUGGCGCCAUCCGAAAUGAGCUCAUACGCAGACUCCACGACAAGGUGCCUGCGAUUCGACUGGAAGCGGUCACAGCGCUUGGUCGCUUGGUAGAAAGUGAAAUGGACGAUAAUCCGGAUGAGAAGGACUCAGAUUCGGAUUCCGAUUAUGAGGCAGGCCUUCUAGAAAAGCUGCUGGACGUGCUACAGAACGACUCGAAUGCUGAUGUGCGAAGAGCGCUGUUAUUAAAUCUGCCGAUCACGCCAACAACCUUGCCUUACCUGCUCGAGCGCGCUCGCGACCGAGAUGCGCCGACAAGAAGAGCAUUGUAUUCGCGCCUGCUGCCAAAGUUGGGCGACUUCAGACAUCUGUCCCUCUCAAUGCGCGAAAAACUACUGCGAUGGGGUCUGCGAGACCGUGAUGAGAAGGUCAGACAAGCCACAGCGCGCCUAUUCAGCGAACGAUGGAUAGAGGACUGUGCCAAUACUAAAGAUCACGCCAAUGAGACACAACUUGAUGGCGAACAACAAUCAGAGCAGCCAGAGAAGCCCAUAGCCGAAGCCAGCAUACCAGCGCUGCUUGAACUGCUAGAACGAAUCGACAUCAUGAAUUCCGGAGCAGAACAUGGCGUUGGGCUUGACGCAAUGAGGGAAUUCUGGGCCAGUAGACCCGACUAUGUCGACGCCGUUAAUUUCGAAGACGACUUCUGGGAUAACUUGACUGCGGAAUCGGCCUUUAUGGCGCGUACCUUCAUCGAAUGCUGCCAGCAAGACCCAGCAACCCAAGCAAAACUCGAAGACAAAAUGCCAGAGGUCACGAGGAUAGGCUUCUACCUGCAAAAGAAUCUGAACAACCUCCUCGACACAAUCCGUGCCAUCAACGACGGCACCCGACCCGACGAUGACCAAGUCGACCAAGAAUUCAUCGUCGAACAACUACUCCACAUCGCCCACCACCUCGACUACACCGACGAGAUCGGCCGCCGAAAGAUGUUCUCCCUCCUCCGUGACGCCAUCUCCGUCGCCGAACUGCCCGAAGAAUCCACCCGCCUCGCAGUCGAAGCCCUCCGCUUGGUCUGCAACGCUGACGCAGCCGGCGAGCGCGAGUUCACCGCCGUCAUCCUCGAAGCUAUCGCCGAAGUCCACGACACCAUCACUCCCUCCGAGCCCGAAGUGCCCGACAACGAAGAGGACUCCUUCGUCAGCGCCCGCUCAGAAGUCUCCUCCGAGCCCGCCUCGGACACGACACCUACAAGGACCAAUCCUAACGCCGCAAACGUGCCCAAACAACGCAAAGCCUCCUCCGGCAAACCCAAGCCCACGACGGAAGAAGAGGAAGCCAAAGCUCUAAAGGAGAUAGUCAUCAACCUGAAAUGCCUCCACAUCGCGCAGUCCAUGCUGCAAAACGUCACGGGCAACCUCCAGUCCAACAUCCACCUAGAAUCCCUCCUUAACAACCUCGUCAUCCCCGCUGUCCGCAGCUACGAGAUCCCCGUGCGCGAGCGCGGCGUGCUGUGUUUGGGUCUGUGCUGCAUGCUCGAACCCAAAUUGGCAGAAGAGAACGCGCCAUUAUUUGUGCACUGUCUCGCAAGAGGCAACGAGGGUUUGCAGGUUAUGUGUGUGAAGAUAUUAUGUGAUGUAUUGCUGAGUCGUGGUCGCAGUAGUGCGAGCGAAGAUGCAGCGCUGGAUCUGGCACCAUUCGUAAAAGGCUUACGCAGCGAGUAUGGCGAGGUGCAGAGCACGGCGGCGGGAAGUUUGGGGAAGUUAAUGCUGUGUGGGUUCUACAGUGGGAAUGAGGCGGUGUUUGAUGAGGCUUGUGAGGUUGCGAUCGGGGAAAAUGCAAAGGGCGCAGAGUUACUGAGUAAGGUGAGGGCUGCGGUGCAGGUCGAAGCCGCGCAAGAGGCCGCUGUGGUGGCAGGUGCGGAUGGUGAUGCUGGCGCUGCUGUUGCUGCUCCUGAGAAGCGGCAGAAGUCGAGCAGCAAGCGGGUGUCUGCCGAGUCAAGGGUCGAGUGA
Cyphellophora attinorum is the source of this 2337-nucleotide messenger RNA. RefSeq names its product Condensin complex subunit 3. Gene Ontology annotation, biological process: mitotic chromosome condensation. NCBI's taxonomy places the organism in Eukaryota, Fungi, Ascomycota, Eurotiomycetes, Chaetothyriales, Cyphellophoraceae. Gene Ontology annotation, cellular component: condensed chromosome; condensin complex. The record is from RefSeq and is a predicted model, not a curated record. The transcript has a single exon. Bases 1 to 2337 code for a protein of 778 amino acids.